Bufo bufo (common toad) is the source of this 4374-nucleotide messenger RNA. It is a transcript of the gene PRKCB, whose product is annotated as protein kinase C beta. Lineage: Eukaryota; Metazoa; Chordata; Amphibia; Anura; Bufonidae. Bases 94 to 2106 code for a protein of 670 amino acids. The transcript has 17 exons. Gene Ontology annotation, molecular function: ATP binding; diacylglycerol-dependent serine/threonine kinase activity; zinc ion binding. The record is from RefSeq and is a predicted model, not a curated record. Gene Ontology annotation, biological process: protein phosphorylation.
GAGCGCAGUGCGCCCGGGGAGAGCGGAGACACCGCGCAGCCUCCAGCAGCAGCAGCAGCAGUAAGCAGCCCAGACACGGAGCACCCCAGCGGUAUGGCUGACCCUGUAGUCGGCGGCGAGCCCGAAGACAUCACCACCCCCUUUGCCAGGAAGGGCGCCCUCCGACAGAAGAACGUCCAUGAGGUGAAGGACCACAAGUUCACUGCGCGCUUCUUCAAGCAGCCGACCUUCUGCAGCCACUGCACCGACUUCAUCUGGGGUUUCGGCAAGCAGGGAUUCCAGUGUCAAGUUUGCUGUUUUGUGGUGCACAAACGCUGCCAUGAGUUCGUCACGUUCUCCUGUCCUGGUGCCGACAAGGGACCUGCAUCUGAUGAUCCCAGAAGUAAGCACAAGUUUAAAACCCACACGUAUUCCAGCCCGACGUUCUGCGACCACUGCGGCUCGCUGCUGUACGGCCUCAUUCACCAAGGGAUGAAAUGUGAAACAUGUAUGAUGAAUGUACACAAACGCUGUGUAAUGAACGUUCCCAGCCUCUGCGGGACGGACCACACUGAGCGCCGCGGAAGAAUACACAUCAAGGCUGAGAUCAUCAAGGAGGUGCUGACGGUAGCGGUGGGAGAGGGAAGAAAUCUGGUUCCUAUGGACCCAAAUGGACUCUCUGAUCCAUACGUGAAAUUGAAGCUCAUCCCCGACCCCAAGGGAGAAAGCAAGCAGAAGACCAAAACCAUCAAAUGUUCCCUCAACCCCACAUUUAACGAGAGCUUUGUAUUUAACUUGAAGGAGUCAGACAAGGAUCGCAGGUUAUCAGUGGAGAUAUGGGACUGGGACCUCACCAGCAGAAACGACUUCAUGGGUUCGCUGUCAUUUGGCAUUUCAGAGCUCCAAAAGUCCAGUGUUGAUGGCUGGUUCAAAUUGCUCAGCCAAGAAGAGGGCGAGUAUUUCAAUGUGCCUGUGCCACCCGAGGGAGAAGAAGGAAAUGAGGAGCUCCGGCAGAAGUUUGAGAGAGCCAAAAUUGGUCCCAGCAACAAAGCAGCGGAAGAUAAAGUGUCAAAUCCAGUGGCCAAAAUUGACAGCAAUGGUAACCGAGACAGAGUGAAAGUAUCCGAUUUCAAUUUUCUGAAGGUGCUGGGCAAAGGAAGCUUUGGGAAGGUGAUACUGGCAGAAAGGAAGGGGACCGACGAACUGUAUGCAAUAAAGAUCCUGAAGAAAGAUGUGGUGAUCCAGGACGACGACGUUGAAUGCACAAUGGUGGAGAAGAGGGUGCUGGCCCUCGGCGGGAAGCCUCCGUUCCUCACACAGCUGCACUCGUGCUUCCAGACCAUGGACCGCCUCUAUUUUGUGAUGGAAUAUGUCAAUGGAGGCGACCUCAUGUACCAGAUCCAACAAGUGGGGAGAUUUAAGGAACCACACGCAGUAUUCUAUGCAGCAGAGAUCGCCGUUGGGCUGCUGUUUCUGCACACUAAAGGCAUUGUAUACCGGGACCUGAAGCUGGACAAUGUCAUGCUCGACUCAGAAGGACACAUCAAGAUUGCGGACUUUGGAAUGUGUAAAGAGAAUAUAUGGGAUGGGGUGACGACAAAAACCUUCUGUGGCACUCCGGACUACAUAGCUCCAGAGAUCAUUGCUUACCAACCAUACGGGAAGUCUGUGGACUGGUGGGCCUUUGGUAUCCUGCUCUACGAGAUGCUGGCCGGGCAGGCUCCAUUUGAAGGUGAAGAUGAGGAUGAACUAUUCCAGUCCAUUAUGGAGCACAAUGUAGCGUAUCCCAAAUCUAUGUCCAAGGAAGCUGUGGCUAUAUGCAAAGGGCUUAUGACCAAGCAUCCUGGGAAGCGGCUCGGCUGUGGACCAGAAGGGGAACGAGACAUUAAAGACCACGCUUUCUUCCGAUACAUAGACUGGGAGAAACUGGAAAGAAAAGAGGUGCAACCUCCAUAUAAGCCAAAGGCGUGCGGCCGAAACGCUGAGAACUUCGACCGAUUUUUCACCCGCCAUCCGCCAGUGCUAACGCCGCCCGACCAGGAGGUCAUCAGGAACCUCGACCAGUCAGAAUUUGAAGGAUUUUCCUUUGUUAACUCUGAAUAUGUAAAUGUGGAGGUGAAAGACUAAACGGUUUGAGUUGUCCCCCCAAGUUGCAUACGGGGGGUGGCUGUACAUGUGUAAUCUGUCCCGGGGUGGCAUGCUCGCCCCCAAAUUGUUGAGUAUUCAUAACCAUGCCAUCCUGCAGAGUAUGUCUGACACAGCCUUGCUGUGUACACACAGCCCCGUUGUCCAUUCCUUGUGUACCCCUUAGGAUGUGAAGAAAGAGCCAAUCUCUUUAUGAGUCGCACUUCCAAGACGACGCAAUGGCUAGGUAGACCGUGAGAACUUAUCCCUGGGAGAUGAGGACUAUGUAUUCUCUAUAAGAACAGAUGAAACAAAAAGGUCCGUACUUUGGUGUCGCUCUUGUCAAGCUCCAAAUAUACAGAACGUAAAGGGUUUCAGUCAUAUUGUCCAGGAUUAGAAAAAGAUGGCUGCUUGAAUCCAAAAACGGCACCACACCUGUCCAGAGGUGGUGUCUGGUAUUGCAGCUCCACUCCACUGAAGUGAAUAGUACUGAGCUGAAAUACCAUAGACAACCUGUGGACUGAUGUGGCACUGUUUUUGGAAAUGAUGGCUAACCUUAAAGUUAGAAAGUCUCCUAGAUGUAGGCAUGACUGCAUUAACCAUGUCUUUGCUAGGGAGGUCAAGUAAGAAGCCUCUGUCAGAAGCCUUUGGUCCUGCUUUAUGAUCUUUGUAUCCAGGCCAAGGCAAGUCUUGGGGGUCUCAAGUCCCACUGGCCAGGAUUCAAGCCAAAUCUCGUCAUGAGACAAACUCUGUUUUUGUUUCUUCCCUCAUCCCUUAAGCUCCAUGUUUUCGGAGCUGUGUGCCUGCGUUACGUGGUAUAUUUCCAAAGGGGCCAAAGUCUAUUGAUGACAUAAAAAUUCAGCAGAUGUUCCUGUGUGUGCGAGAGACCCCCAUCAUCAUCAUUUCCGCAUGAGUGAAGAGGAUAAUGCACUAGCACAGCGAAUGCCCCAGGCUCCUCUACAAAUUGGCCAGUCGGCGUGCAGCCUUAGCCAACCAUUAACUCGUUACCCUCUUCACAUUGCUGUCCUGGAGCCCAGGGUCCCGCACUGCCCGCCUGCCGCUCCAGUCUGCACAUCAGUAUUACCUCCUCCGUUUGCAGUUAUAUAAACUCUAGAUAUUUGAGGUUGUGCCUCCUUUGCAAGCAAUAGACAUCCUGAGAGUUGUAGUCAGGAAACUCUUGGGGACCAGUGUCAAACCUCUCUAGAGAGAAGUCAAGUGCGCCACACACAGGUGACGGCCUGGGAAAGCGCUCGGGUCCAAGGCCUCCAGUGUUGUACUUGCCAAAAAAAACUAGAGGAAGGAGAUCGUCGACAGAUCCAAUUUUGAAACCGGUUAAUGUGCAGCGGAAUGAUUUUUUUUGCAAAGUGACUCUGGUGUGAAGUUAAUCAUUAAUGGGGUUGUCCAGGAUUUUUUUUUUUUUUUUUUAAAUCUCACCCCCAGCCAACGGGAUCUGUGAAGAGGAACAUAUCUGCUCCCCGCCGCUCUGUUCUGGUUCCCAGGUUCUCUGCACUGCACUUCUGGUCCCAGUCUGUCAGCAUCCGCAUGGAUGGGGUAAUGUGCUGCAGCAUCCAAUGACUGGCCUCAGCGUUGAUGUGUCCCCAAGUGGCUCAUCACUGCUAGGUUACGUGGGCUUCCCCAUGGUGCUUCAGAAAAGAGAAAUAUAGAUGGAAUAUUUGCUGCCGCACCUCUUGGUGAACACCCACCUAGUAUUUUUCACGGUGGGAAAGAUGUAAAGAGCCCCUUUCGAAUCUCACUGAGCAGUCGACAACUGUUGAAGAGUGAACCCCAGCCAGUGGGACCUGUGAAGAGGAACAUACCUACCUGCUCUCCGCUGCUCUGUUCCAGCUCCUGGGCUCUCUGAACUGCACUUCCGGUCUCUGUCUGUCAACAUCUGCAUGGAUGGGGUCAUAUGUGCAGCUGCAGCCAAGGACUGGCCUCAGCAGUGACGUGUCCCCAAGCGGCACAUUACGGCUAGUCAUGUCACUUAUGUGUCCCUACCUUCUAGAACAGUGUUUUUGCACUUGGGACUGUCUAGAUGUUAAAGGGGUGAUGCGGGAAUUGGAUAUUGAUGGUCUAGCCUCAGGAUAGGUCAUCACUAUGUGAUCAGUGGGGUCCGGCUCCCACCAUUAUCGCCAAUCAUCUAGUUGAAGAGGCCGCUGGGCUCACCUGAGCUCUUGUGAGAACUGCAGCCUCCUUACAGCUUAAAGGGGUUAUCCAAUCCUAUAAAGUGCCCCCCAUACGCCGGGCUCCCGCGCUGCGCCUCUCCUGGUC